GUAGGCUCUCUCGCUGGGCUUCCGGUCAGCGAGGCCUCCUCCUCCUCCUCUUCCUCCUCCUCCUCCGCUGUCCUGCCGGCUGUGCCCCCUGCCCCUCCGGUCUUCCCGGCGCGGCGCCGGUCCUCCCGUGCGUCUCUUCGGAAGCCCGCGCUCGCUCCUCGUCGCACGCGUCGCCGAGGUCUGCGGGCCGCUGGGGGCCGGGCCUGCUGCGCGCGCGCGUCGAGGCCGCCGGGAUGCCGCGGCCGGGGUCGGCGCCGCUCUGGGCGGCCGCCGCGGGCCGUUGGGGAUGCGGGCUGCUGCCGCUGAUGCUGCUGCUGCUGUCGGGCCCGAGCGGCGCCUCCGAGAUCACCUUCGAGCUGCCCGACAACGCCAAGCAAUGCUUCUACGAGGACAUCACUCAGGGCACCAAGUGCACCCUGGAGUUCCAGGUGAUCACUGGUGGUCACUACGAUGUAGAUUGUCGAUUGGAAGAUCCUGAUGGUAAAGUGUUGUACAAGGAGAUGAAGAAACAGUAUGACAGCUUCACCUUCACAGCCUCCAGAAAUGGGACAUACAAAUUUUGCUUCAGCAAUGAGUUUUCUACUUUCACACACAAAACAGUGUAUUUUGAUUUUCAAGUUGGAGAAGACCCGCCUUUGUUUCCCAGUGAGAACCGAGUCAGUGCCCUUACCCAGAUGGAAUCUGCUUGUGUUUCCAUUCAUGAGGCACUCAAGUCCGUCAUCGACUAUCAGACUCACUUCCGACUGCGGGAAGCUCAAGGCCGAAGCCGAGCAGAGGAUCUCAAUACAAGAGUGGCCUAUUGGUCAGUGGGAGAAGCCCUCAUUCUUCUGGUGGUUAGCAUAGGGCAGGUGUUUCUUCUGAAAAGUUUUUUCUCAGAUAAAAGAACCACCACAACUCGUGUUGGAUCUUAACUACGCUUCCAAUGCACCAUCGCCACUGUAAUAUUACUGUCCUCUAAUUUUAGGUACUGAAGAACUUAACAUUGGCAACAUUCUAAAACCCUACUCACUCUUGUUGGGAGACAUGUACAAUGCAUAUCCCCAUGGAGAGGACACCUUUUUUAUUUGUAAAGGUGGAAAAACUUUGGACCUUAAUGCAGCUAUUCAUGUGAAAUAUCUAACACCAAUGAUCUUCUUUUUCUUGGUUUAUAUCUACUCUUCAUACACUAAACUUUGCUAUUCUGAUUCCUUUUAACCAUUUAAAAGUACUUUUCUUAAUAGGUAGUUGAUACUUUAAAAAAUUUUUAGAUUUAAUGUCUGUAUUACAGAGAAAGAAAACUGCCUUUUAAUUGUUUAUAGUGAAUAAAGUUGUGUUUUUAAGAAAACCAAAUGUGAUUAACUGUAGCCAAGCCCUAUUCUGCACUGCUUAAUUUUAUGGGGGAAAAUAAUCUACCAUAGAACUAUUAGUUAAUAUUGAUAUAAUUUUCAUUGCUAUAUCAUGAUAUAAUUUAAUUCUUGCUAGUUUGGAAAAUGUACAGGUUUUUUGGUUUCUUUGUUUUUUUCCUCAUCCUAUGAUUUAUAACUAGCUAUGUCAUUUGUUUAAAAGUGUUACCACCACUCAGAAAAAUAGCAUAAUGGACCUUAAAAAUCACACUGUUGUAACUGUUAGGAUAAAGAAUAGGAUACUACAGUGUGGGUGAAUGAAAUAGAAGCAUGUUUAGUGAGUUGUCUGUGUAUUGCAUUACUGGGGAUUUUACAAAGAAAAGAGGGUGUCUGAGUCGUUUCAACAUUCUGGUGACUAGCUCUAGUCAGGUCCUUUGCAGCUUCAGUCGACACUUGUGAUCCAGUGUCCCACAAGUGCCAUACAUGUUGUCUUCAUGAUGGGACGCACUGAGAAGUUAGCUUCCAUCUCUUCAUUUUUGUCGUUUCUACAGUCUCUGAUUAGCAACCCUAAAGUUACAGUCAAGAAUGCUGUGAAUACUUCCUAUUUAAAUUCUUUAGAAUUGGUUUGUACUGUUUGUGUCUUACACCUUGUGUGGAUUAAGCUGAUUGAAAUAAGAUUUUGAUCCAAGUAUUCCGAAUAGAAUACAUAAUGAUGGAAAAUUAUAUAGAUAAGCAGGCUUCUCUGCUGCUUAAAAAAGAAACCAUGUCAUUUGCUUUUCAGCCAGGCCUCUUCACCACAAGUGAUGAGAACUAAAAUGACUCUCGUGUGUGGAGACUUUAACAUGUAAACAUUAUAGGAUAGUGACUGAGUAGCAAUUCUAGUCACUUAACCAUUACUGGCUAGAGGUAGACUCUUAAUUCUAAGCCAUCUUAAAAUGUGCACACACACACACACACAUCUGCAUGCAAGAGCCAAAUGAAUUUACGUUAUCUUGCGUACUAAUUUCAGAUGUCCCAGUGUAGAAGGAGUAAACAUGUUUUCAACUUUUAGGACUCUUGAAAACCAGUUCACUACUCCUUAAAUAACAGUUACAAAAGGUUAAGAAGAUUUAAGAUUUUGCAGAUUUAUCCAUCUAAGUUCUUGUAUUGAAGUUGUCCUGCGACUUUUUAAAAAUGUCCCAUCUACUUAGCAGUGAGUGUCUUAAGCACCAAUGUUAAUGUGAUUACUAAGCAUGGGCACAUGUAAAACACCGUAUCUGGUUGCCAGUGGGAGAUUUGGAUACUUACACUGUAAUUAAAUGGAGUCAGGUAUACAUUUUGUUAGAUUUGGCAUAAAUAAUGCCCUUAUUUAAUCUGUGCCUCUCAAAGGUCAUGAUAGUAAGCUAUUACUGUAAGUCUUUUUUAAUGAAACCAUGUCAAACUUGAAAUCAGCAGUUACCCAUUGUCAGAAAUAGUAUGAAUUUAGUUUCAUCUCUCAAUAGCUGGUUAAAUUUUCUGACAGCUAUCUGUUCAACUGGUAUGAAUACAUAAGAAAAUACUCAAACAAAUGCUGUGUGAUUUUUUUUUUUCCUCCUAUGACAUAAUUUACAGCUUGUCUUUUUCUGUAAUCUUUAUAUAAGUUGUUGCAGGAGUUUGGAUUUUCCAAAUAUUUUUGUUUGGUCAUAUGACUAUAUAUUUGAAUAUCAUAAUUAUAUUUAAAGUAGAGUAAAUAAUGGAAAGCAACUUGAUGUUAGUUAAUACUGAAAUUUCAACUGAGUAUAUUUUAAGAUAUUGCUUUGCUAAUAAUCUAAAUAUUCUUUUGUUCUAUUAAAAACCAUAGUUUGUGGCUUACAACUUUUCCCCUGGGCUCAAUAAUCACCUUUGAAAAUACAGUGGACUGAAAGUUUACUGAAAGGUCUCUUUUAUGUCUCUGUACUUACUAUCCAUCUCUUGUUUCAAUUUCUAAGUGUAACAUUCAUAGUGAAAUAGGAUAAAGCUGACUCUGAGUUUUGUUUUCAAAAAUUAGACAAAUUAAUAUAUAAAUAAUUCAAAGGAUUUUUGUUUACUUUUGAAAAAGAAUUUUCUCUAAAGAUGGUUCCACAGGAUUGCACCAAUCAGUUCCAUGUAAAAUAAAAAACAUUUAAAAAUCA
Messenger RNA from Mesocricetus auratus (golden hamster), 3451 nucleotides. It is a transcript of the gene Tmed7, whose product is annotated as transmembrane p24 trafficking protein 7. The transcript is spliced from 3 exons. The record is from RefSeq and is a predicted model, not a curated record. Gene Ontology annotation, cellular component: endoplasmic reticulum-Golgi intermediate compartment; endoplasmic reticulum; COPII-coated ER to Golgi transport vesicle. Bases 234 to 911 code for a protein of 225 amino acids. NCBI's taxonomy places the organism in Eukaryota, Metazoa, Chordata, Mammalia, Rodentia, Cricetidae. Gene Ontology annotation, biological process: intracellular protein transport; Golgi organization; endoplasmic reticulum to Golgi vesicle-mediated transport.